This is a messenger RNA of Nothoprocta perdicaria, 2388 nucleotides long. It is a transcript of the gene EDC3, whose product is annotated as enhancer of mRNA decapping 3. Gene Ontology annotation, cellular component: P-body. The coding region runs from base 677 to 2275 and encodes 532 amino acids. The record is from RefSeq and is a predicted model, not a curated record. Lineage: Eukaryota; Metazoa; Chordata; Aves; Tinamiformes; Tinamidae. Gene Ontology annotation, molecular function: mRNA binding. The transcript has 6 exons. Gene Ontology annotation, biological process: deadenylation-independent decapping of nuclear-transcribed mRNA; P-body assembly.
GUCUGAAAUGCGGUUCCAGCCACGUAUAAAACUGCCGGGGACCGGGCACCUGAGCACAAGAGCUAAGCAUCCCGCUUAGUURUUCCUUAGUUAUUUAGUGUGUGCCUUUGUUUCCUCUUACAUAGUUAUAAACUAUGUAAAACGUGUAAAACUGUGUGAAAUGUAUGUCUAAACGGGAUCGCUGGAAAGCAGCGUAACUCAUUUUCAGUUAUUUGGUUGGGACGCUGGUACUGUCAGCCCCGGGCCUGGAGAUCUGGCUGUGGGCUCUCCUCGGGGCGUUCGUUUUCCCGAGCAUCUGUAGGUCAAGGCUUUGGAAUGGGAGGGAAGACAAAGUAGCUGCCGGGAAUGUUUAUGGAGAAAGAGCCAAAUACUCCCCCUGCUAUUUAAGCAAAUAACAGUGCUGUUGGGAAUGCUUGGUUUUGAAAUCAAAUAGAAAAUUAUUUUGCCCUUUUUUGGAGAAAUGUAGCGUUGUAGGAGUUUGGYCUGGCUGGUGCAAGCGUGAACUGUGGUUUGUGUUGCUAUAGCCCCAUMGGUGUUGCAAACAAACGUAUAGGCAAUGCACCGUCCAGGGAUUUACGCCUUUGCUGUGAUCUAGAGAUGUUAUUUCCUCGUGUUGCCAAAGCAAACCCGAUGGAGUUGAAGCUGAAGCGGGAGCUGAGGGUUAGCACUCCCCUGGAUGUUGACCCAGUGUGUGAGCACCUGCGUGUUUUGCCUCCCGGCCCGUGUCUCUUUGCAGCGAUCGGGGGCCCCAGCCAUGGCUACAGACUGGCUGGGAAGCAUCGUGUCCAUUAACUGCGGAGAAAGCUUGGGAGUCUACCAAGGACGCGUGUCCGCCGUGGACCAGGUCAGCCAGACCAUUUCCCUGACGCGGCCCUUCCAUAAUGGUGUGAAGUGCCUCGUGCCAGAAGUCACCUUCAGGGCAGGUGACAUUACUGAGCUAAAAAUCCUGGAGAUCCCAGGGCCAGGGGACAGCAGACAAUGUGGGGAUCUACAGCAGACGGACCUGGGCAUCCCUGGAGUUGGAUGCCAAGUGGGUCCCAGCCAGAAUGGCACUGGAAAAGUCCUAAAGAAGCCCAUYUCCAGCAGUGCCCCGCAGAAUAUUCCAAGGAGAACAGACAUGAAGAAUCAGGAUGUUAUCAUCUCUCCACAGCAGCAGUGCUCCAAGAGCUACAUGGAUCGACAUGUAGAAGCAUUGCCUCAGUCCAAAGGCUUCCGUCGUAGGCACAAUUCCUGGUCGUCCAGUAGCCGUCAUCCAAACCAAGUGACUCCGAAGAAAAGCGGCCUGAAAAACGGGCAGAUGAAGAGCAAAGACGACGAGUGCUUUGGGGACGACAUCGAUGAAAUCCCCGACACGGAUUUUGAUUUUGAGGGGAACCUGGCCCUUUUUGACAAGGCAGCUGUGUUUGAGGAGAUUGAAACUUAUGAGCGGAGGAGCGGCACCCGUUCCCGAGGCACCCCGAGCGAAAAGCCGGCUCGCUAUCGGCACGAUGAGAACAUCCUGGAAUCGGAGCCCAUCGACUACCGGAGGAUAGUCGUACCCCACAACGCGCACAAGGAGUUCUGCACGGACUCCGGGCUGGUGGUGCCCAGCGUGUCGUACGAGCUGCACAAGAAGCUGCUGUCGGUGGCCGAGAAGCACGGGCUGACGCUGGAGCGGCGGCUGGAGAUGACGGGCGUGUGCGCCAGCCAGAUGGCCCUGAGCCUCCUGGGGGGGCCCAACAGGCUGAACCCCAAGAAUGUGCACCAGCGGCCCACGGUAGCCCUGCUCUGCGGCCCCCACGUGAAGGGCGCUCAGGGCAUCAGCUGCGGGCGCCACCUCUCCAAUCACGACGUCCACGUCAUCCUUUUCCUGCCGAACUUUGUGAAGAUGCUGGAAUCCAUCACCAACGAGCUGAACCUCUUCAGCAAGACSGAGGGCCAGCAGGUGUCCAGUGUCAAAGAUCUCCCCGAUACCCCUGUUGAUCUCGUGAUCAACUGCCUGGAUUGUCAUGAAAAUGCCUUUCUGAGGGAUCAGCCUUGGUACAAAGCAACCGUGGACUGGGCGAACCAGAACCGGGCACCCGUCCUCAGCAUAGACCCUCCCGUAAGCGAAGUGGAGCAGGGCAUCGAUGCCAAGUGGUCGCUGGCCUUGGGCCUGCCCCUGCCGCUGGGCGAGCGGGCCGGGCGUGUGUACCUCUGUGACAUUGGCAUUCCCCAGAAGGUCUUCCAGGAGGUGGGAAUCAACUACCACUCGCCCUUCGGCUGCAAAUUCGUCAUUCCCCUGCACUCCACCUAGAGGCCGCCUGGCUCCCAAGGGAGAGGAGAGGAGGAGCGGUUGGUUCUGUCGAAUAAGCUGUCCUGGAGACCCCAGCUAGUUAAAAGUGGUGACGCCUUAAGGAUGUGAAGUUC